UAACCUCUUAGGUUUGUUUUUGUUGUUUACCCARAGUUUUCCGUAUUAACCUAAAAAACGCUUGAUYSGUGUGGUGCACGUUUGGUGCUUAAAUUUAGUGAAUACUAUACUAAUCUCCGAUUCUUCCGGUGAGAGCCCCAAUUAUUCCUUGGUCGUUUCUUGCAUUGCAUGUUCUUUUCACGUCUCGCAUUAAUUGCUUGAUCCUUUCCAGACCGGUUCUGAAGACUCUUGACUACAUCACCAAAAAUGGCUUUUGUUCUGGAUGCUGUUGGGGAUCGUCCAGAUGAUGCCCCAAACAAUCAGUUGUUCUCUUUGAACAAUGAUAGUUCGACAAUUGCAAAGCCUUCCUCAGUGGAGGUGAGAAGAAAAUUGAGAGACGCAAUCUUUUCCUUCUCAGAUUCUACUGAGGGAUUAGCAGAGUACAAGAAGCGUCUCUUUGAACUGAAUGGCAACACAAGCCCGGCUCAAAGUCACGCAAACGUGCCUAAAAAACAUAAACUAGUGAAGCCUUUGAUUCCGGAGACUUCGUUCGRGAUGAAAAAAGAUGAAAAUGCGCACAGUUACAGAAUCAAAAAACAGUUACAGUCUGAGGUGCAAAAAGCGCUAAGCAAAGCGGUUGUUACGCCCGACUUUGAGCAGCUGGCAUCUGUGCCUCCAUACGAGGUCUCAAAGAGGAAACUUCUGCGAGAGAGAAAGAAGGAAAAAGACAAGACCAAAGGCACUGGUUGGUUUGGAAUGCCAGCUACAGAAAUGACCGAUGAAGUCAAGAAUGACUUGGAAAUUGUACAAAUGAGAUCCGUCUUGGAUCCUAAACAUUUUUACAAGAAAAACGAUUUGAAGGUUCUGCCAAAAUAUUUCCAGAUUGGUAAAGUAAUGGAUUCGCCGUUGGACUUCUACAGCAACCGGCUAACGAAAAAGGAGCGCAAGAAGACUCUGGUCGAUGAGCUGUUGGCUGACGCCGAGUUUCAGCAACAUAAUAAGAAAAUGUAUCGUUCAAUCAUGGAAGAGAAGCAGAAAACUCACUAUAAAAGCUGGAGAAAAACGAAAAACUUAAAAAAGAAGAAAAACAAAUAAAUUCUGUAUUAAAAAUAGCAGAUUAUCGUCGCUUAUUUAUUUACUUUUAUUUCCAACUUUAUCUGAGCUCUAAAAAUGCAUUAAGGUAGUCUGAAGAAAAAAUGUAGAUUUCAAAGAAGUUAAACUGAUGAUGCAUUUUAUCACAGUUAAUUCUACUAGAGGGGAUAAAAUGUACUUUUUUGUACCGAAUGGAAUAAAGUUAGUUUGCGGCGCAAAA
Molecule: messenger RNA, 1291 nt
Organism: Dendroctonus ponderosae (mountain pine beetle)
Lineage: Eukaryota; Metazoa; Arthropoda; Insecta; Coleoptera; Curculionidae
Product: deoxynucleotidyltransferase terminal-interacting protein 2
Biological process (GO): RNA processing
Cellular component (GO): nucleolus
Molecular function (GO): RNA binding
Source: RefSeq, a predicted model, not a curated record